Ruditapes philippinarum (Manila clam) is the source of this 1627-nucleotide messenger RNA. Its product is annotated as probable G-protein coupled receptor 139. Gene Ontology annotation, biological process: G protein-coupled receptor signaling pathway. The transcript has 2 exons. Gene Ontology annotation, cellular component: membrane. Gene Ontology annotation, molecular function: G protein-coupled receptor activity. Bases 24 to 1268 code for a protein of 414 amino acids. Lineage: Eukaryota; Metazoa; Mollusca; Bivalvia; Venerida; Veneridae. The record is from RefSeq and is a predicted model, not a curated record.
AGAACAGAACAUAAUAUAUCAAGAUGGUUGACAGAAUGGGGAAUUCCUCAAUAUCUGCAUUAGUGGCAGAAAUGAUGCUACAUAUUGAUCCAAAUAAGACCUACCUGAAUAUGUCUCCAGAAGAGCAGCAAAUAUUUUUGGAGUCUAUAGAAAUGCAGAUGGAAAGUGAAGUUACAGGACCUGAAACAAUGCUGAUGCAGUAUACGGAAUACCGAGUCCACAAAGUUAUCAGUUUAUAUGUUCCACCAAUACUUCUUAUAAUGGGGACGUUUGGAAACAUAUUCUCGUUUCUUAUUUUAAGGAACAAAACAAUGACGCGACAGUCUACCAAUUCUUUCCUGUCAGCAUUAGCGCUUGCUGAUUCAGUUGUAUUGUUUGUCGGAUUGUUGAGACGUUGGAUUGGUGCAAUAUCAGGAGUGGAUAUACAGACUGAGUCUGAAUGGUUGUGUAAAACAAUUUCAAUGCUCACGUACAGUAGCAGUCAUUUUUCAGUAUGGCUUAUCAUUGCCGUGACAAUAGAAAGAUAUAUAGCGGUAAGUCAACCUCUCCAUGCGUCGAGGUAUUGUAACUUAUCAAGAGCAAAGCGCGUUAUUGCCCUGCUUGCAUUCAUAUUCAUAUUACUUAAUCUACAUUUCCUUUGGACAGUAACAUUAAAGGAUAGAACGUAUGGAAAAAUGGUUUUGAUUGAAUGUCAAGCUGUGCACAAAUUUGUGUUUUUUGUGACAAUAGUAUGGCCAUGGAUAGAUGCAGCUUUAUAUUCCUUAGUGCCUUUUCUUCUCAUAAUAGUUUUUAAUACUUUGAUAAUAAGACAAACGUUAAAGGCUACAAGUUGGCGAGGAGAAGCACAGAAAGGGCCUUUAAUGAAUGUUGAAAAAAGAUCAAAAGACAAAAAUGCUAAACUCACCAUAAUGCUUUUAUCUGUGUCCUUCACAUUCUUGAUUUCAACAUUCCCCAUGUCAAUUGCUAUGGUUCUACAUAAUUACUGGGAGAAAGAUAGACUUAAUCCAUCAACAACUGUUCAACUGGCAGCUCAAAGAAGGUUGAUGCGUACAAUAGCUGAAAUGUUAAUGUUUUUAAAUCAUUCCAUUAACUUUUAUCUUUACUGUGCUUUAGGACAAAAGUUUAGAAAUCAGGUAAUGAAAACAUUAUGUGGAAGGACAACGUCAAAUACUUCAAACGUUUCAGACCACAGUCAACAUAUCUACUGCUCACGGGUAAAUGGAUCUCACAACCACAAAGGAACAUGUAUAGAUGAAACUGUGUUAUAGCUAAUAUUAUGGUCAAUCAAAUUUAACUCAUAACAAAUUUUGUUGAUCAUUUACAAGAGGGAGGAAGCAACAAAACACACAAACUGUCAGUCAUUAAUUGAUACACAAUAUUACGAAAGACCAGUAGGGCCAUUUCAACUUCAUAAAUUCCCGAUUUCAUCUUCAUGAAUUCACAAUUUAAAGUUCGUGCAUUCCCGUUUUCAACAUACGGAAUUCACGAAUUCACAAUUCAGCUUCAUGAAAUCACGACUUCAACUUAACGAAUUCACGAUUUCAACUUCACGAAUUCACGAUUUCAACUUCAUGAAUUCACGAUUUCAACUUCACGAAUUCAACUUCGUAAAUUCACGAUUUCAACU